Molecule: messenger RNA, 2162 nt
Organism: Vitis riparia (riverbank grape)
Lineage: Eukaryota; Viridiplantae; Streptophyta; Magnoliopsida; Vitales; Vitaceae
Product: probable nucleolar protein 5-2
Exons: 9
Coding region: 120-1841 (573 amino acids)
Cellular component (GO): box C/D methylation guide snoRNP complex; small-subunit processome
Molecular function (GO): snoRNA binding
Source: RefSeq, a predicted model, not a curated record
CUCUCAUUCCUCUCUCUAAAACGGUGAAGAGAAGAGGUAACCAGCUAGGGUUUUGGCCUCUAAACCCUAGAACUGAUCAGAAGUUUUCACUUCCUAUUUAUGUAAUUUAGGGUUUCAAAAUGCUUGUGUUGUUUGAAACUCCGGCGGGUUUUGCCCUAUUCAAGGUAUUGGAUGAAGGGAAGCUCUCCAAAGUUGAGGACUUGUGGAAGGAGUUCUCCAGUUCAGAAUCGGCCAGACAGGUGGUGAAGCUGAAAGCUUUUUCAAAGUUUGAGAACACAACAGAGGCUCUUUCAGCAGCUACCUUGCUGAUUGAUAGCAAACCCAGCAAAGGUCUGCGCAAGUUCUUGCGUGUUCAUUGUGAUGGAGAAACAUUAGCUGUGGCUGAUUCUAAACUUGGAAAUGCGAUUAAGGAGAAACUGCAAAUUGAAUGUGUUCACAACAAUGCUGUUAUGGAGCUAAUGAGGGGAGUGAGAAGUCAGUUGACUGAACUCAUAUCUGGUCUUGCUGUUCAAGAUUUGGCUCCAAUGAGCCUAGGUUUAUCUCACAGCCUAUCUAGAUACAAGCUAAAAUUCAGUCCUGACAAGGUUGACACCAUGAUCAUCCAAGCUAUUGGCUUGCUGGAUGAUCUUGAUAAAGAACUUAACACAUAUGCUAUGAGGGUUCGAGAAUGGUAUGGUUGGCAUUUUCCAGAGCUUGCAAAGAUUGUGCAAGAUAACAUCCUCUACGCCAAAGCAGUGAAGCUGAUGGGUAACCGCACAAAUGCUGCAAAACUUGAUUUCUCUGAGAUAUUGCCAGAAGAAGUUGAGACAGAAUUGAAAGAGGCAGCCAUGAUAUCAAUGGGAACUGAAGUUAGUGACUUGGAUUUGAUGAAUAUCAAAGAGUUGUGCGACCAAGUUUUGUCUCUUUCAGAGUACAGGGCUCAACUGUAUGAUUAUUUAAAAAGCAGGAUGAACACCAUUGCUCCAAAUUUAACUGCUCUUGUUGGAGAGCUUGUUGGUGCUCGGCUUAUUGCUCAUGGGGGCAGCUUAUUAAAUCUUGCAAAACAGCCUGGAAGCACGGUCCAGAUUCUUGGUGCAGAAAAGGCUCUGUUCAGAGCUCUGAAAACAAAGCACGCAACUCCCAAGUAUGGGCUUAUCUAUCAUGCAUCCUUGAUUGGCCAGGCAGCCCCGAAGCUCAAGGGAAAAAUUUCUCGAUCACUUGCUGCCAAAACUGCAUUGGCAAUUCGAUAUGAUGCUCUUGGAGAUGGCCAAGAUAACUCUAUGGGACUGGAGAAUCGAGCCAAGCUUGAAGCACGGUUAAGGAAUCUUGAAGGCAGAGAAUUAGGUCACUCUGCUGGGUCAGCCAAAGGCAAACCAAAGAUAGAAGUCUAUGACAAGGAUAGGAAGAAGGGCUCAGGGGCAUUGAUAACUGCUGCCAAGACUUACAAUCCAGCGGCAGACUCUGUUCUUGGAAGGAUAGAAGAUUCAGCAGCUGGGGAAGAGGAAGAAAUGAUCCCAAAAAAGAGGAAGAAGGAAGUAGAGCCAUCUCAACCCGAGGACACCCUUAUUGUGGUUGAAGAGAAGAAAGAAAAGAAAGAAAAGAAAAAGAAGAAAAAGGCCGAUGUAGAGGACGUCAGCUUGCCAAAUGAUGUAGUUGGUGAUGCAGAACCAGAAAGUGAAGAGGUGGUGAAAAAGGAAAAGAAGAAAAAGAAGAAGCACUCAGCCGAGAAUGAUGAAUUGCAAAAUGAAGGUGAAGCAGGAGAAAAAAAGAAGAAAAAGAGAAAGCAUGCUGAACCCGAAGAGGAAACCAAAGAGCCUAGCAAGAAGAAAGAGAAAAAGAAGAAGAAGAAGAGUGAAGACUGAGGACUUUGAUGGGCGUAGUCAUCAAUCCAUGAGUUGCAAACCUAACAAUUUUGAGCAUCCUAGGCAUUGUUCGGUACGUUGUAAAAUUUGCUUGUAGUUGAUUUCUUCUUCCUCUGGUAGUGUGGUUUCUUAAGUCAAUUUCUCCAAUUUCUUUGUCGUUGAGGGGAACAUAUGGUCUCAAGCAUCUGUAUUACCAUCUAUUCAGGAGCCCCAAAAGCUUCUAAAUACGGCCCAUGUAGGGGUGAUAAAGAUGAGAUAUUGGCGUAUGCACAGACAAUUAUGGUUGAAAGUGGAUAUAUAUUAAAUGCUUUUUGUCCAAUA